AUGAAGUUAAAGGAAGUAGACCGUACGGCCAUGCAGGCCUGGAGCCCUGCCCAGAAUCAUCCCAUUUACCUAGCUACAGGAACAUCUGCUCAACAAUUGGAUGCAACGUUUAGUACCAGUGCUUCCCUUGAGAUAUUUGAAUUAGAUCUUUCUGAUCCAUCCUUGGAUAUGAAAUCUUGUGCCACCUUCUCUUCUUCUCAUAGGUACCACAAGUUGAUUUGGGGGCCUCAUAAGAUGGAUUCCAAAGGGAAUGUCUCUGGAGUUCUGAUUGCAGGUGGUGAAAAUGGAAAUAUUAUUCUUUAUGAUCCUUCUAAAAUUAUAGCUGGAGACAAGGAAGUUGUGAUUGCCCAAAAUGACAAGCAUACCGGCCCAGUAAGAGCCUUGGAUGUGAAUAUUUUCCAGACUAAUCUGGUAGCCUCUGGUGCUAAUGAAUCUGAAAUCUACAUUUGGGAUCUCAACAAUUUUGCAACUCCAAUGACACCAGGAGCCAAAACACAGCCCCCAGAAGAUAUCAGCUGCAUUGCAUGGAACAGACAAGUUCAGCAUAUUUUGGCAUCAGCCAGUCCCAGUGGCCGGGCCACUGUAUGGGAUCUUAGAAAAAAUGAACCUAUCAUCAAAGUUAGUGACCAUAGUAACAGGAUGCAUUGCUCUGGGUUGGCGUGGCAUCCUGAUGUUGCGACUCAGAUGGUGCUUGCCUCUGAGGAUGAUAGAUUACCAGUGAUCCAGAUGUGGGAUCUUCGCUUUGCUUCCUCUCCACUCCGUGUCUUGGAAAACCAUGCCAGGGGGAUUUUGGCAAUUGCUUGGAGCAUGGCAGAUCCUGAAUUGUUGCUGAGCUGCGGAAAAGAUGCUAAGAUUCUCUGCUCCAACCCAAACACAGGAGAGGUGUUAUAUGAACUUCCUACCAACACGCAGUGGUGCUUUGAUAUUCAGUGGUGUCCCAGAAAUCCUGCUGUCUUAUCAGCUGCUUCCUUUGAUGGGCGUAUCAGUGUUUAUUCUAUCAUGGGUGGGAGCGCAGAUGGCUUAAGGCAGAAACAAGCUGACAAGCUUUCAUCAUCUUUUGGAAAUCUUGAUCCCUUUGGCACAGGACAGCCCCUUCCUCCAUUACAAAUUCCUCAGCAGGCUGCUCAGCAUAAUAUAGUGUUGCCUCUGAAGAAGCCACCCAAGUGGAUCCGAAGACCUGUUGGUGCUUCCUUUUCAUUUGGAGGCAAACUGGUUACCUUUGAGAAUGUCAGAGUACAGGCCCAGCAGGGAGCUGAGCAGCAGCAACAGCAACACCAUGUGUUCAUCAGUCAGGUGGUAACAGAAAAAGAAUUCCUCAGCCGAUCGGACCAACUUCAGCAAGUCGUGCAGUCGCAAGGAUUUGUCAGUUAUUGUCAGAAAAAGAUUGAUGCUUCUCAGACUGAGUUUGAGAAAAAUGUAUGGUCCUUUUUGAAGGUGAACUUUGAGGAUGAUUCUCGGGGAAAAUACCUUGAACUUCUAGGAUACAGAAAAGAAGACCUAGGAAAGAAGAUUGCUUUGGCCUUGAACAAGGUGGAUGGACCCGAUGUGGCUCUUAAAGAUUCUGACCAAGUAGCACAGAGUGAUGGGGAGGAGAGCCCUGCUGCUGAAGAGCAGCUCUUGGGAGAGUGCAUUAAAGAGGGAAAACAAGAAUCUGAAUUUCUACCAUCAGCAAGAGGAACAUUUAACAUCUCCAUCAGUGGCGAUAUUGAUGGUUUAAUUACUCAGGCUUUGCUGACGGGUAACUUUGAGAGUGCCGUUGACCUUUGUUUACAUGAUAACCGUAUGGCUGAUGCCAUUAUAUUGGCCAUAGCAGGUGGACAAGAACUCUUGGCUCAAACGCAGAAAAAAUAUUUUGCAAAAUCCCAAAGCAAAAUUACCAGGCUAAUUACUGCAGUGGUGAUGAAGAACUGGAAAGAAAUUGUUGAGUCUUGUGACCUUAAAAAUUGGAGAGAGGCUUUAGCUGCAGUAUUGACUUAUGCUAAACCAGAUGAAUUUUCAGCCCUUUGUGAUCUUUUGGGAACCAGGCUUGAAAGUGAAGGUGAUAGCCUCCUGCAGACUCAAGCAUGUCUGUGCUAUAUCUGUGCAGGGAAUGUAGAGAAACUAGUUGCAUGUUGGACUAAAGCUCAGGAUGGAAGCAGUCCUUUGUCCCUUCAGGAUCUUAUUGAGAAAGUUGUCAUCCUGCGAAAAGCUGUACAACUCACCCAAGCCAUGGACACCAAUACUGUAGGAGUUCUUUUGGCUGAGAAGAUGAGUCAGUAUGCCAAUUUGUUGGCAGCCCAAGGCAGUAUUGCUGCAGCCUUGGCUUUUCUUCCUGAAAACACCAACCAGCCAAAUAUUGUGCAGCUUCGUGACAGACUUUGUAGAGCACAAGGACAGCCUGUACCAGGUCGGGAAUCACCUAAAAUUCCUUAUGAGAGGCAGCAGCUUCCCAAGGGCAGGCCUGGACCAAUGGCUGGCCACUCACAGAUGCCAAGAGUUCCAGCUCAACAAUAUUAUCCGCAUGGAGAAAAUCCUCCACCUCCAGGUUUCAUAAUGCAUGGAAAUGUUAACCCAAAUGCUGCCACAGCUCAGCUUCCCACCUCUCCGGGUCAUACGCACACCCAGGUACCACCUUAUCCACAGCCACAGCCUUAUCAACCAGCCCAGCAGUAUUCCUUCGGAACAGGGGGGUCAACAAUGUAUCGACCUCAGCAGCCUGUUGCUCCUUCUGCCUCAAACGCUUACCCUAACACCCCUUACAUAUCUCCUGCUUCUUCCUAUUCUGGGCAGUCUCAGCUGUAUGCAACACAGCACCAGGCCUCUCCACCUACCUCCAGCUCUGCUGCUUCUUUCCCUCCUCCCCCUUCCUCUGGAGCAUCCUUCCAGCACGGCGGACCAGGAGCUCCACCAUCGUCUUUAGCUUAUGCGCUGCCUCCUGGAACAACAGGUACACUGCCUGCUGCCAGUGAGCUGCCUGCGUCGCAAAGAACAGAAAAUCAAUCUAUGCAAGACCAGGCACCUAUGUUGGAAGGUCCUCAGAAUGGUUGGAAUGAUCCUCCAGCUUUGAACAGAGUACCUAAGAAGAAGAAGAUGCCUGAAAACUUUAUGCCUCCUGUUCCCAUCACAUCACCAAUCAUGAACCCUUUGGGUGACCCCCAGUCACAGAUGCUGCCGCAACAGCCUUCAGCUCCCGUACCUCUGUCAAGCCAAGCUUCAUUUCCACAGCCACAUCUUGCAGGUGGCCAGACCUUCCAUGGCAUACAACAACCCCUCAGUCAACCAGGCAUGCCACCAUCUUUCUCCAAGCCCAAUAUUGAAGGCGCCCCAGGGGCUCCUAUUGGAAAUACCAUCCAGCAUGUGCAGUCUUUGCCAACAGAAAAAAUUACCAAGAAACCUAUUCCAGAUGAGCACCUCAUUCUAAAGACCACAUUUGAGGAUCUUAUUCAGCGCUGCCUCUCUUCAGCCACAGAUCCUCAAACCAAGAGGAAGCUAGAUGAUGCCAGCAAACGCUUGGAGUUUCUGUAUGAUAAACUUAGGGAACAGACACUUUCACCCACAAUCAUCAGUGGUUUACACAACAUUGCAAGGAGCAUUGAAUCGCGAAACUACUCAGAAGGAUUGACCAUCCACACCCACAUAGUUAGCACCAGCAACUUCAGUGAGACCUCCGCUUUCAUGCCAGUUCUCAAAGUCGUUCUCACCCAGGCCAAUAAGCUGGGUGUCUAAAAGGACAUCUUUACUCCCAGCCCAUAUUGCCAUUUUUCCAAAGAAACAUACUUUAAAAAAUGUUAAGAUAUGGACCAAUCCUCAUUAGCAUGUUUCCAUAACAGCCAGUCAAGAGCAUUUACACCAUUUCUGCAGAUAUACUCACCUUAGAACUGCUCAAAACCCAGGUGCUUUCUUUUGUUUUAAUCUUUUAUUGCCCAUGAUGAUUUUCCUAUUCUGCAAGUAGUGUAUUUCCUGGAUUACACAUAGUGUGUUUUCCUGAAGUAUUCUGAUAAAAUGUGGUUUUUAAAACCUCAGUAUACUUUCUGGAAAAGGAGCAUCUGGUUAUGCAUAAAGCAGAGCUAAAACUAAGUUUCUUUCAUGUCCUCCCUUCUUCCUCUAUGUCAAUCACAUUAAAGUGUGUAAUCCUA
This is a messenger RNA of Callorhinus ursinus (northern fur seal), 4115 nucleotides long. Lineage: Eukaryota; Metazoa; Chordata; Mammalia; Carnivora; Otariidae. The record is from RefSeq and is a predicted model, not a curated record.